Messenger RNA from Malania oleifera, 4103 nucleotides. RefSeq names its product DNA damage-binding protein 1. Gene Ontology annotation, cellular component: nucleus. The coding region runs from base 276 to 3545 and encodes 1089 amino acids. Gene Ontology annotation, molecular function: nucleic acid binding; protein binding. The transcript is spliced from 19 exons. The record is from RefSeq and is a predicted model, not a curated record. Lineage: Eukaryota; Viridiplantae; Streptophyta; Magnoliopsida; Santalales; Ximeniaceae.
AUGGUAAAAAAAUUUCUCAAACUAGGAGCCAUGGAGCGCUUCAACUCGUGAGUCGUAGCACUCUUUCCAGUUAAACAAGGGCCAAGAACUCUCCUCCGUUCCAACUAGUGGAUGAAUCGGUGUCGUGUGAUUUUCAGCUGCAUCUGUGACGGCUCAGAGGCCGCACCUGUGCAGAGGGCGUAGAUUCCCCAUCUCCGAACACAAGAACUCUAGAGAGAGAGAGACAGAGGAAGUGAGGGUUUUCUGAAAGAGAAGGGUUUUUGAGGCGGAGAAAGAUGAGUAUCUGGAACUAUGUGGUCACAGCUCACAAGCCCACCAAUGUCACGCACUCCUGCGUCGGCAAUUUCACCAGUCCUCAAGAACUCAAUCUAAUUGUAGCGAAAUGCACCAGAAUUGAGAUUCAUUUGCUUACUCCUCAGGGUUUACAGCCUAUGUUGGAUGUGCCAAUAUAUGGAAGAAUUGCAACACUUGAACUUUUUCGCCCUCAUGGUGAAGCACAGGAUUUUCUAUUCAUUGCCACAGAGAGAUACAAAUUCUGUGUUCUUCAGUGGGAUGCUGAGGCAUCUGAGGUUAUUACAAGAGCAAUGGGAGAUGUCUCCGAUCGUAUAGGUCGUCCUACUGACAAUGGUCAGAUUGGCAUCAUUGAUCCUGACUGCAGAUUAAUUGGGCUCCAUUUGUAUGAUGGAUUGUUUAAGGUCAUUCCAUUUGAUAACAAAGGACAGCUAAAGGAAGCAUUUAACAUUAGGCUUGAGGAGCUUCAAGUUUUGGAUAUCAAGUUCCUUUAUGGUUGUUCAAAACCCACAAUUGUGGUUCUUUACCAGGAUAACAAAGAUGCUCGCCAUGUCAAAACAUAUGAGGUUUCAUUGAAGGAUAAAGAUUUUGCUGAAGGUCCAUGGUCACAGAACAAUCUUGAUAAUGGGGCUGAAUUGCUCAUUCCAGUACCACCACCACUUUGCGGCGUCCUUAUUAUUGGAGAAGAAACAAUUGUAUAUUGCAGUGCCAAUGCUUUCAAAGCAAUCCCAAUCCGACCAUCCAUCACAAGAGCAUAUGGAAGGGUUGAUGCUGAUGGUUCUCGAUACCUCCUUGGUGAUCAUGCGGGCCUUCUUCACUUACUUGUUAUAACUCAUGAGAAAGAAAAAGUAACUGGUCUCAAGAUUGAGCUUUUGGGAGAGACUUCUAUUGCAUCAACAAUAUCAUAUCUUGAUAAUGCAUUCGUCUUUGUUGGUUCAAGCUAUGGAGAUUCUCAGCUUAUAAAGCUAAACCUACAGCCUGAUGCAAAGGGUUCAUAUGUAGAAGUUUUAGAAAGGUAUGUUAAUUUAGGGCCAAUUGUUGACUUUUGUGUCGUCGACCUUGAGAGGCAAGGACAAGGCCAGGUGGUUACAUGUUCUGGAGCGUAUAAGGAUGGUUCUCUCCGCAUAGUUCGAAAUGGAAUUGGAAUCAAUGAGCAGGCAUCUGUAGAACUUCAAGGCAUCAAAGGGAUGUGGUCGUUAAGAUCUUCAACUGAUGAUUUAUAUGAUACCUUCUUGGUCGUAAGCUUUAUCAGUGAAACACGAAUUUUGGCAAUGAAUCUUGAGGAUGAGUUGGAAGAAACUGAGAUAGAGGGUUUCCAAUCUCAAGUCCAGACUUUGUUCUGCCAUGAUGCUGUCUUUAAUCAACUUGUACAAGUCACUUCAAGCUCUGUGAGACUUGUUAGUUCUACAUCUAGAGAGCUGCGGCAUGAAUGGAAAGCACCAUCAGGCUAUUCAGUUAAUGUUGCUACAGCAAAUGCAACCCAGGUUUUAUUGGCCACUGGGGGUGGGUAUCUAGUUUAUCUGGAAAUCGGUGAUGGGAUUUUGACGGAAGUAAAACAUGUACAAUUGGAGUAUGACAUCUCAUGCCUUGACAUAAACCCCAUCGGUGAAAAUCCCAACUAUAGUCAGCUAGCUGCUGUUGGAAUGUGGACAGAUAUAAGUGUCAGGAUAUUUUCACUUCCUGACCUGAAUCUCAUUACGAAGGAGCAUCUGGGAGGAGAGAUAAUACCUCGGUCUGUCCUUCUGUGUGCCUUUGAAGGGAUAUCUUACCUGUUAUGCGCCCUUGGAGAUGGUCAUCUGUUGAACUUUUUAUUGAACAUGAAUACUGGUGAGUUAACUGAUAGGAAAAAAGUGUCUCUUGGGACGCAGCCCAUCACACUCCGUACUUUUUCUUCCAAGAACACCACACAUGUAUUUGCUGCUUCAGAUAGGCCAACUGUUAUUUACAGCAGCAAUAAGAAACUCCUCUACAGCAAUGUAAAUCUGAAAGAAGUCAGCCAUAUGUGCCCUUUCAACUCUGCUGCUUUCCCGGACAGCCUUGCGAUUGCAAAAGAAGGUGAACUUACUAUUGGUACCAUUGAUGAUAUUCAGAAGCUUCACAUUCGCUCUAUCCCACUUGGGGAACAUGCACGGCGUAUCUGCCAUCAGGAGCAGUCUCGAACCUUUGCCAUUUGUAGUUUGAAGUAUAGCCAGUCAAGUACAGAAGAGUCUGAAAUGCACUUCAUCCGCUUGUUAGAUGACCAAACCUUUGAUUUUAUAUCAACUUACCCUCUUGACACAUAUGAAUAUGGCUGCUCCAUUCUUAGCUGCUCCUUCUCAGAUGAUACUAAUGUUUAUUAUUGUGUUGGGACUGCAUAUGUCUUGCCAGAGGAGAAUGAGCCAAGUAAGGGUCGAAUUCUGGUUUUCAUGGUUGAAGAUGGGAAGUUACAGCUAAUUGCUGAGAAGGAGACUAAAGGUGCUGUCUACUCUUUGAAUGCCUUUAAUGGCAAAUUGCUUGCUGCUAUUAAUCAGAAAAUUCAGUUAUACAAGUGGAUGCUCCGGGAUGAUGGUACCCGUGAGUUGCAGUCUGAAUGUGGCCAUCAUGGCCACAUACUUGCUCUCUAUGUACAAACUCGUGGCGAUUUCAUUGUUGUUGGUGAUUUGAUGAAGUCUAUCUCCUUGUUGAUCUAUAAGCAUGAGGAAGGGGCUAUUGAGGAACGGGCCCGUGACUAUAAUGCAAAUUGGAUGUCAGCAGUUGAGAUUCUUGAUGAUGAUAUUUACCUUGGUGGUGAGAAUAACUUCAACCUUUUCACUGUCCGGAAGAAUAGUGAAGGUGCCACUGAUGAAGAGAGGGCUCGGCUGGAGGUAGUUGGUGAAUACCACCUUGGAGAAUUUGUCAAUAGGUUUCGGCAUGGUUCCCUUGUCAUGCGCCUGCCAGAUUCUGAUGUGGGUCAGAUUCCAACGGUCAUAUUUGGCAGUGUUAAUGGUGUAAUUGGGGUCAUUGCUUCACUUCCCCAUGAACAGUAUGUUUUCUUGGAGAAACUGCAGUCCAACUUGAGGAAGGUAAUAAAAGGGGUAGGAGGGUUGAGCCAUGAGCAGUGGCGAUCAUUCAACAAUGAGAAGAAAACUGUAGAUGCCAAGAACUUUUUAGAUGGAGACCUGAUCGAAUCAUUCCUUGAUCUCAGCCGAAGCCGGAUGGAUGAUAUUUCAAAGGCAAUGGGUGUUACUGUGGAGGAGCUUUGUAAGAGAGUAGAAGAGUUAACAAGGUUACACUGAUGUGAGGCCCCUUCCAUCUUUUUAUUUGCAACAACUCCACAGAUGUUUGGUCUAGUUAAAACUGCGUGAUAAGAUUUCACAGGCAUAGGCGUUCCAGUGGAGCUGUGUAACUGAGCUGAAGCAUCGACAGGAAUGCAUUCCCCCCCAUUCCCUCUCCCUUAUGUUAACCAUUGGCAGAUUUUUGGCUUGUGGUUUGUGAUGUACCAGAGUGGGCCCUGUAGGGCAGGGCAAAUAGGUUGCUUCGAUUCGGACAAUGUUUGUGUUAUGCUAAACUAUAGUAUGUUCAUAAAUCAGAAUGUCAUGGUUUCUGGCUAAUUCAAGUCUACAAGCACUGAUUGAUAGGUUCAAGCUUGGAAAACUUUUAUUUGGAUGGUUUUUGGUGCAAUUCCUUCUGCUGAAUAUAAUUAGCCAAAUAUGUUCCCAAAACUGAUGGGUUUUAGCUUUGGUUGAUAAGAAACUUAUAUUAGCUCUGCUGAGAACUAUGCAGCAUGAAAUUGGAGAUGUUGGAUAUUUGAAGCUGGGUUUCUCAAUGAAGCUUUACUGGCGAGUUUGUUUGUU